GCUCCGCGGGCGUCAAGCGCGACGGUACUGGCGCGAACAGUGUCGUUUUCAUCUCUACGCUCACGUCCUCAAAUACUUUAAUCAUGAUCUAACAUGUCGAUCAAACUUUCAUCGAUGAAACCCCUGUUCGCGAAAAGUUAACCAAAGAGAAACCAAAACACGAGAAGAACAGUACGUGAAAUCUCUGUUGUCCAUGGAAGAAGACGUUCGUUGGAUUCUACGAGUCAGGACACACGAUCGGAGCUUCAAGAAUUUUCACGAACAUUUCCCGAGUGAUAAGUUGCCGUUUACAGAAAGUAGCGCGUAAUUCCUGUGAUCGCUAUUAGGGGGAAAGAGGGUAACCAGAAGUAACGAAGACGGCGAGAAAACAGAGCUGCGAGGAAAGAAAAAGGGAAGAGCGAUGAUUCGUCGUGUAGUGAUUAUGAUAUUGUGAUAUCGACAGCUGUGAUAUAUAUACAUAUAUACGUAAAUUGUACAUAUUUUAUUUUACUUGAAAACCGUUGUUUCGAAGAAGGCGAGAGAUGAUCAAUAUGACGAACACCAUGGCUGAGAAAAAUGACGAUAUUCAAAACUCAGAAAAAUUAUCUUUGGCGAAUUCAACAGUUCUUUCAAAAACUCAACCGCCUCUCCAAUUGGAAGACACAAAGCCAGAUUUAGCAUCAAAUACAGUGCACAAUGACCCAGAAAGUGGUCAGAACAUUAACGGAAGUGUUGUCAAGCAAGUUCUAGCUGCAUUAGUGGCACAGCUUGGAACUAUUAACACAGGCAUGGCCUUUGGUUUCUCCGCUAUUGCUCUUCCACAACUUCAAGAACCAAAUAGUACCAUUCCUAUUGCUGAAGGAUCUCCGGAGGAAUCAUGGAUUGCUAGCAUGUCCUCUAUCGGUACACCUAUAGGAUGUCUAUUAUCUGGAUACAUGAUGGAUGUUCUUGGAAGAAAAAGGUCUCUCAUUAUCACGGAGAUUCCAGCAUUGCUUGGAUGGAUCUUGAUUGCAUUUGCAACGGAUAUUCGCACGAUAUAUGCUGGAAGAUUCUUUGUGGGACUCGGGUCAGGAAUGGUAGGUGCUCCAGCACGUGUCUACACAGGAGAAGUAACUCAACCGCAUCUUAGAGGAAUGUUGACUGCUUUUGCGAGCAUUGGUGUUAGUACUGGAGUUCUGAUUGAGUAUGCAUUAGGAAGCGUACUUACCUGGAAUACCUGCGCAGCCAUUAGUGGAAUUAUACCUCUCGCUGCGUUAUUGUUAAUGUUCUUCUUCCCUGAGACACCAUCGUAUCUCCUAUCUCGUAGCAGACCAGAAAAAGCGCGGAAAGCAUUACAACAAUUUCGCGGUAGUACAUACAAUAUUAAUCAGGAAAUGGAGACACUUAUUGAUUUCUCUAAUAAGAACAACAUCAAGCAUCUAACAGGAUUCCGCGAAAUAGUCAGUGCCCUUUUAAAACCUAAUGCUCUUAAACCAUUUAUGGUAUUGUCAUUAUACUUCUUAAUAUACCAAUGGUCAGGUACAAAUGUUAUAACUUUUUAUGCUGUUGAAAUCUUUAAAGAUUCAGGAUCAACGAUAAAUAACUAUUUAGCUGCAGUGAUUCUCGGAGUAGUAAGAUUAGCAUCAACCAUCGCAGCUUGUAUUUUAUGUAAAAGGUAUGGAAGAAGAUCUCUCACGAUGGUCUCUUCUGUUGGUUGUGGACUUUCCAUGUUAGGGUUAGGAGGAUACAUGUGGUUGAAAAAUAGCUGGACGGUAAACAAUCUUCCAAUUAUUGCCACUUGGUUCCCUAUCCUGUGUAUUUUUACAUACACUAUAACGUGCACCAUUGGUUUUCUUGUUAUACCUUGGAUAAUGAUAGGCGAAGUGUAUCCAGUACAAGUACGCGGUAUUAUUGGCGGAUUGACUACGAUGACGGCCCAUUCUUUUAUUUUUACAGUAGUUAAAACGUAUCCUUUCUUAUCUACUACACUUACUCAGCAUGGUACUUUUAUUCUUUACGGCUGUAUAUCUUUCUUCGGUACGAUAUACUUUUACAUGUGUCUUCCUGAAACUAAAGGUAAAACACUUCAAGAAAUAGAGGAUUACUUUUCUGGAAGAAAUAGUACCUUAAGAACUGGUAGUAUAGGUAUUAAUAAACCAAAGGUGUUAGAAGUGAAAAAGGGUCAGGUACUACCCUAAUACAAUUCGCUAUACAAUAACUUUUUAACGUAAAUACAAAUAGAUUGCAUAAUCUGUCUUCCAUUGUGUAGAAAUGAAAACUUUGAUUAGCAUAUUUUAUUAUUAAUUAUUAAAAUGAUCUGUAGAUAACAGAUAACAGUAUCCAUCUUUUAGAAAACGGUAUUCUAAUUUCGUCUUGUAAUAAGGCAAUAGAGCUGAUAAUAGGACCAAGAGACUUAAGUAAUCAAUUAAAGUCAAUUGCACAAUAUUAAGACAUCAUCAUCGAUACUCCAGACUUUUUUUCAUUUCUAGAUAGAAUAUAUUUAGUUUACAAUUAUACGUAUUUAUUGACUAAAGACUAUGUAAUUUAAAUCGCGUAUGUCUCUCUAAGAAGAGAAGUGGCAUAUUUUUAUAAAUACAACAUUGCAAGCCAUUUAAAAGUAUCAAAUAUACUCGUAAAUAAAUAUACUAGUUUUCUGGAAUUGCAUAUCAGACAAUUGUGCCUUAGUUAUUUCUCAGUCUACGCACAAGAAAACGAAAGGUGCUAUUUAUUGAAUCAUAGUAUUAUAACACUUGUACAUAUGUGAUCAAAAGACAAGGCAUAAUUAAUAAAUAAGUAUAUAAGUAAUAUUUGUAAAAACAUCGUAUGAUAAUGUACACGAAUUUCCGCAACGUAAAGUGUUUUAUAAGUUUAAAUGAAAAAUUUUUAAUACA
Messenger RNA from Hylaeus volcanicus, 2849 nucleotides. Its product is annotated as facilitated trehalose transporter Tret1-like. Gene Ontology annotation, cellular component: membrane. The transcript has 3 exons. The record is from RefSeq and is a predicted model, not a curated record. Lineage: Eukaryota; Metazoa; Arthropoda; Insecta; Hymenoptera; Colletidae. Gene Ontology annotation, biological process: transmembrane transport; carbohydrate transport. Gene Ontology annotation, molecular function: sugar transmembrane transporter activity. The coding region runs from base 522 to 2156 and encodes 544 amino acids.